GGGGCAGGUGUAUAUAAAGCUUGAACGUUCACCCACAACCACCAUUGUCCCCCAAGCACUCGAGCAUCAUGAAGCUGACUCUCCUCGUCUGUCUGACCGGCAUCGUGGCCGCCUCGGCGCUCCCACAGUUCCAGGACCGCCACCCCGAGUACACCGCCGAGACCCUGGUGGACGAGCGCGAGGACCAAGGCGACGGCAACUUCAGGUACCGCUUCGAGACCACCAACGGCAUCAACGCCCAGAAGGUUGGCACCCCUGGAUCCGAGGGCCAGAGCAACAUGCAGGGAGCCUUCAGCUUCCCCUUGCCUGAAGGAGGCGUCGCCCAGUUCACCUACGUCGCCGACGAGAACGGCUACCAGCCUUCCUCCGACCUCCUGCCCGUCCCCCCUCCUCUCCCCCCUCACGUCUACAGACUCCUCGAGAUCGCCGAGCAACAGAGGGCUCAGGGAAUCACGUUCGAGAAAUAAUUCUUUCUCUACAACUCCACCUGCCUUCAACAACAACACACUUAGAUCACAAGAAGAACUGUUUUGGUCUUCACUAAAACACAAUCUAUAACAACGGAUACGUAUAAAGAAAUUGUACAUAAUAUAUAUUCCUGAGACAGAACGAGCAGCCUGGCUAGUAAAUGAGAUGCAAAAA
Penaeus chinensis is the source of this 642-nucleotide messenger RNA. Its product is annotated as cuticle protein AMP4-like. Lineage: Eukaryota; Metazoa; Arthropoda; Malacostraca; Decapoda; Penaeidae. The transcript is spliced from 3 exons. Gene Ontology annotation, molecular function: structural constituent of chitin-based larval cuticle. Bases 69 to 467 code for a protein of 132 amino acids. The record is from RefSeq and is a predicted model, not a curated record. Gene Ontology annotation, cellular component: chitin-based extracellular matrix.